CUGAGCUGACUUCAAUUUGUUGGGCAGAGUCUAGGGUUUUCACUUUCAGCUCCCAAUUCCAAAAAAAUUCUCAUUGGGCUUAUAAGUUUUUCCAACCACUUGCCAUUAUUGAAACCACCCAGCUCCAACAUUUCUAUACUAGCAUGCUUUCUUUCUGAUAUUUUCUUUCUGGCCUGUUGCUAAAUUAUAGGUGGGGAUAAAUUUAUGCAGGUGUGUUUUUUGAGAAUUAGCUCAAUUUAUAUCUUCAUUUAUUUUAGCUAAAUUUCCAAUUUUGCUCUAGAAUUUCUCCCGUGGUAUGUGCAAGAAUAGAUAGUGACAAGGCUGAGCUUGAAAAUUGGGAGUCUCGGAACUGUAUUAGGUCAAAGGCUCUCGAAUUUAAGCAUACUACUGAGUUCAAUAGCAAAACAAUUGGUAACAAUUCAAGGAAAAUCUGAGUGAAGAAACUUAUACGAACAGAGUUUUUACAUUCUCGACAUUUUGAUUUAUUGUUGAACUCGGCUUAAACUGGGAACAGGAGCAAGGAUUUGCGCUGUAAUUCUUGGGCUUUGAUUCCUGUUUUUGAAGAGAAGGAUGUUUUAAGCAAUGGCACUUAAGCUCUCAGCUCCAGAAGCAGCAAAAGUUGCGAUUCAGUCAAUUGGGCGUGGAUAUGAUGUAUCUGUAGAUCUUAGGCUCAAAUACUGCAAAGGGGAUUCGCAGCUGAUUGCAAUUGAUCAAGAUCAAGGUCAAGAUGUCGUACUCCCAGGCGGAAUUUUGAUAUCUGAUGUGCCAAAAUCGAUCAAAUGUGAUAAAGGAGAACGCACCCGGUUUCGCUCCGAUGUUCUUACUUUUCAGCAAAUGUCGGAACAAUUCAACCAGGAGUUGUCAUUGACCGGUAAAAUCCCUUGUGGACUCUUCAAUGCCAUGUUCGAGUUUUCUAGUUGCUGGCAGAAAGAUGCGGCCUAUACAAAAACUCUUGCUUUUGAUGGAGUAUUCAUCACACUUUAUACAGUUGCUUUAGAAAAAUCUCAGCUGGUGCUGUGUGAUCAUGUGAAGAAAGAAGUUCCGUCAUCAUGGGAACCUGCUGCACUAGCUAGGUUCAUUGAAAAAUUUGGCACCCAUGUUAUUGUUGGUGUGAAGAUGGGUGGGAGGGAUGUAGUAUACAUGAAGCAGCAGCAUUCUUCAUCGCUUCAACCUGCUGAUGUGCAGAAAAGAUUGAAGGCUAUGGCAGAUAAAAGGUUUUUAGAUGCAAGUGGAAAAUAUGGAACGGAGUCUGAAAAAGCAUACCACAAUGAGAAGUUUGAAGUCCGGGAACAACGACUAAGAUUUGCAAAUAGUGGGACAUCAAGUUCUUACUCACAUAAGGACGAUAUUGUUAGCAUUUGCAAGAGGAGAGGUGGAAAUGACAAUAAAAACUUCAGUCAUAAUGAGUGGUUACAAACUGUGCAAUUGGAACCUGAUGUGAUUUCAAUGUCAUUCAUUCCAGUAACAUCCCUAUUAAAUGGAGUCCGUGGAAGUGGAUUUUUGAUCCAUGCCAUUAAUCUAUAUUUGAGAUAUAAACCACCUAUUGAAGAACUUCAUCAAUUUUUGGAAUUCCAGUUGCCUAGGCAGUGGGCUCCUGUGUUCAGUGACCUUCCUCUUGGUCCACAGAGGAGGCAGCAAAGCACAGCUUCCCUGCAGUUUAGUUUAAUGGGUCCCAAGCUCUACGUAAACACUGCUCUGGUUGACGUAGGCAAAAGGCCUGUGACUGGUCUUCGACUGUUUCUUGAGGGUAAAAGGAGCAAUCGCUUGGCCAUACACUUGCAGCAUCUCUCAUCUCUACCCAAAAUUUUCCAACUCGUGGAUGAUCCAAAUGGGAAUUUCCUCCAUGAGUCUUGUGAUCGUAAAUACUUUGAAAAGGUUCAGUGGAAGAACUUCUCUCAUGUAUGUACAGCUCCUGUUGAAUCUGAUGAGGAUCUCUCUAUUGUAACUGGAGCACAGUUACAAGUCAGGGAUUAUGGGUUCAAAAAUAUUCUUUUCUUACGACUUCGUUUCUCAACUGUUCUGGGGGCCACUGUCGUAAAACAUCCUGAAUGGGAUGGAUCCCCGGGAUUGGCACGUAAAUCUGGACUUAUAUCAACUCUGAUUAGUCAUCAUUUUACAUCUGUUUCAAAGCCACCUCCAGAGCCAGCUGAUGUGAACAUAAACUCUGCUGUUUACCCUGGUGGCCCUCCUGUUCCUGUACAGGCGCCUAAACUGCUGAAAUUUGUUGACACAACCGAGAUGACAAGAGGGCCACAAGAAACUCCUGGGUAUUGGGUUGUUUCAGGUGCAAGACUGAUGGUUGAGAAGGGUAGGAUCUCACUCAGGGUAAAGUACGCCUUACUGACUGUAAUACAACCUGAUGAAGAUAUUCCAGAAUAAAUUUAGGUUAGAUUUUCAUUGUAACUUUUCUUGAGAGUUAACAGCAUAGAGGUUGUAAUUCAGACCUAAGAUGAGAGGCAUAUCGUUUUAAAGCAGCAACCUUUGGAGGAGCGAGGUGGUCCCUAGCCAGUCGUCUUGUUGCUGCAUAAGCAAUUUGAAGCGGGAAUGGCUGUUGUACAGAAUUGUAAAAGUGGUAGGGGAAAGGAACUGAUCUUUAUGUAUGAGAUUGAAUGGCGCGGGAUUGAACUGACCUCUUUUUUUCUGUUCACAUUUUUCUCCUGUGAAUGCGAAUCUCACAAUCUUGCUAGUGUUAUAUAAUUUCCCAUGCAAUCUUGGCGCAUUUCAGCCUGUUAGUUUUGUGCCAUACAGUUAGUUUCCAGAGAACAAGGCCUCAUAUGGCUGAGAAAAUGUCUUUAAAUGUGAAAAUUCGAUUUGUGGUGUAUUCCUCA
Molecule: messenger RNA, 2828 nt
Organism: Coffea eugenioides
Lineage: Eukaryota; Viridiplantae; Streptophyta; Magnoliopsida; Gentianales; Rubiaceae
Product: MACPF domain-containing protein At4g24290-like
Exons: 7
Coding region: 583-2379 (598 amino acids)
Biological process (GO): plant-type hypersensitive response; regulation of salicylic acid mediated signaling pathway
Cellular component (GO): plasma membrane
Source: RefSeq, a predicted model, not a curated record